UAAUUAGGCCAUCAGAAUGACGAGUAUACACCCUCCUCGUCGUCAACAAUGCAGAGAAACCACGUAGAAAAAUACGCCAUCCUGCUUUCGGCCACACACAUAGGAAAUGGCUAAAGGAGGGUGUCACUCUCUCAUACACGAUACCUCGAGGAAAAUACUCAUUUUCGAAGCAAUUAUUAGUCAACAGUUACGAAGGAUGGUGAAUCUUAAAGCUCAUUAGUGACAAAUGUAUACGGUGAAUCAACUCCACGUGAUAUACGGGUGAGGACUAUUCGUUUUUGGAGCCGGUCGGUCCGGUGCGGAAGAGUUCCUCACGCAGAGUUGUACGUGCUUCUUUAAAGAAGUGUCCUAUUCGUAUACAAAUUCAAGGCUUUUCCUCCCAAGAAAUUAAAACGUCUGAUUGCUUCUGUCUGUGUGAUGGUCAAUGAGAAAAGGGCGCUUAUACUCAAAAGGAAUAAUGGUGGCAGGAGUGGGAUGCAGGACAAAAUGGCGCCUGCUUUCACUGGUUUUUGCGAUGCAUAUUCACCUCCAUUCUUUGUGUGUGUCCGCCAGCGUUUACCGCUUGAAUCCCACUGGACGGAAUGUCUGCUCCACGACCAGACGGAUGCAAGAGUUCAAGUUCUUACCGGAAAUGCUACAUUCAGCAUACCAGGGCCAAUCAAUGGAUGAAUACGCUUCAGGCGAUGAAGAUAAAAUUUUAAGAGGAGGAGGAGGAGGUGGUGGUGGUGGUGGCGGUGAAGCAGGAGGAGGAGGAGGAGUGGUAGAAGGGACAGAUAAGGUCCCCACAAGAAAUUCUCCGUUGGUGAUUGGAAGACAAUCAGCCCGUCUAAUCAACCAGACGGUGUAUCAUUGCUGUAAAGGUUGGCGGGCAAACGGGAGAGAAUGCCCCAUAGCUGUGUGCAUGCAGGGAUGUCUACAUGGAAACUGUUCGGCACCGGAAACGUGUUUCUGCAAACCAGGUUAUAUGGGGAUCCGUUGCGACAUCCCCUGCCCACCUGGACGAUACGGUUCAUUCUGUGAGCAGCAAUGUAACUGUGGUCAAAGACAAUGCGAUUCCGCCACGGGUAGAUGUACCCCUUCAUGUCCCAUGGGUUAUAUGGGUCCAAACUGUGUGAUGCCCUGCCCUCCCGGUCGUUUCGGAUCCGACUGCAUUGGUUUCUGCCAAUGUCCAUUCUCGGGGCUCAGUGAGAUCUUGUGUGAUCCGAUGACCGGAAACUGUACUGAACCGACCCUCUCACCGUCCACUCGGAGAGUCUACGAUUCUACGAUGUUGGAAAGCUCAGCAGAUGCGUUUCAUGAGUUCUUCCAGUAUGACACAGAGAGUCCAUCGGUAAUAAGCCCUGGGCGGAAACACCCCUCAAAACUCAGGGCAAUGCGUCUUGGUAUAUCCGGCGCUGCAGGGGUUCUUCUGAUGAUCAUAUCCUUGAUACUCGCCCUCUACGUUCACAGGAAGUUCCGAUUUCGGCCGUGUUAUUGUCUGCAGAGGAGAAAAGUAAGAGCAGCGAUGGCAAAACAGCGGAGAGAAACAGAAACAAAUGAAGGAAGGGGUGAUCGAUUACACCAGGUGGCACCAACUCCGAGGGCGCACUUUCCAAAUCCUCAUUUACCACAUGCUUUGCCUUACCGUUUACCUAGUCUCUGCAACUACACUGGUUUGCGCCAAACUGGGAACCGGCCAGGUAGCGCCCUCUUUGAUCCUCUGCCUGCCGUCACAGAAUCCACCACCAAUGUAUCGUCAGCAGACGUUGCUCCUGUAACGACGCACCCGAUGCCAGAAGAGACCAUCUACGAAGUAAGACCCUCGUUGGUUGCGAAGAGUCGCAGGGACCAAGAUAUGACCAGUGGCUACAUCGAAAAUGAUACGACGAAUUCGAUGUCGCGGGUUGUCCAGGGCUGUGAGAUCGAGAUGGACAGUGCGACAAGUAGUGUCAUGUACCACCCUGAUAUCGAUGACGAUGAACCUUACGACGAGGAGGAAUACGAUUAUCCCUAUGCUGAUAAUGCCAAGAUUAGAAUGGGUUUGGAUCGUUUUCAGACAAAGAGGUCGCGACCCGGUGCGCAUGAACACGACAAUUCCAUCUACGCAGUGGUUCUGGACAAUGAAAAGCCAUUGCACUGUGAGCAUAAUGGGGAGUAUGAACGCGAGAACAAUUGCAGUCGCGAAAGUGAUAUCCUUGCAGACGCAGGCAAUCAUGGAAGAACCCACACCGAUCCUUUACCUCUUCCAUCACACCAUGCAAAUCCACCUUCCGAUGGUACUUACACAGCUUUGAUUGCAGGAACACGUCUACCUGGAAACGAACCCUCAUUCCCAGAAAGAACUCCUGGUAGUGGCUGCUCUACCGCACCUACCCCUAUUGCUUUGACAAGGAAACCGUCACUCGGCGUCAUCCCGUCUGUCAGACCAAGGGCAUCACCAGUUGAAAGACCCAUUGGUAGUUCUUCCUCAAUGCGCCCCCGCGGUAUGAGUGACAUACCUCGCAACUCAUACGCAACACAAAACAACUUCGUGCCAUCUCGUUCUAAAGACAUUAUAAGUCAAGUAGAUUCGAAUGGUUAUACUACUGCAAUUCGAGCAUUCGCUUCGAUGCGGCAACCGCGCCGCCCGGCGACGAAACGAAAAUCUAGACCCUCUGUUGAAUUCCGUCCUUCUAUUGAAGCCCGGCAAACGCCAAGUCCUAUGAUACCUCCAAGACUGAGCGAAUCAUCGGACAUCCCACCGCUGUCACCGGACCCUACGGCUGACCAUAGCAUGAAAACAAACCUUCUUCAGGCUACGUCUUCCGAUCCUAGAUAUGUCAACGGGUGUAUCAUCUCUCCAAAACAAAAACCAAGGGAUAGAACUCGAUCAAGAACACCCGCAAUGCUUCGAAGAGCAAAGAAUAUGCUUCCACUACCGACGUCAAAGGAUGACGAAGGGAACGAGAAACUAUAUGAUGAUAUAUUGCCAUUAGGUGAUGAAGACAGGAUUAUCUAAGUACUUUUGCUGCCGUUUUGAAAUUAUCCCUAUAUCGGCAAGUCGUUUUUUUUUUCAAUAACCAUUUUUCUUGGAGUAACUUAACAUAGUCUGAUGGCAUUCUAAUAUUCUUGUGUAGGCCUAAGUUUUGAUGUAACAUUCCACAAAGAGGAGGUCACAAAACCUGAAGGGGUUGAUGAAAGUCAACUAACACCACGAAUAAUGACAGACACAUUCAGAUUUGAUGAUUUUUUUUUCCAGUUUCUUUAAUAAAGCAAUACUUAUUUCCAAUAUUUACCAUUUUUAUAUGAAAGAUCUCGUAGUUUAAUUCUAUUAAUUUCAGUAAUUUAACCCGUUGAAAACUGAAUCCCGUGAUUCCAAUAGGCUCUGUACAGGGAUCAUCUGGUUUCAGUGGGCAAUGGGUUAGGCAUAGUUCCAUAAUUGUAG
This is a messenger RNA of Lytechinus variegatus (green sea urchin), 3403 nucleotides long. RefSeq lists its product as uncharacterized. The coding region runs from base 425 to 2977 and encodes 850 amino acids. Gene Ontology annotation, cellular component: membrane. Lineage: Eukaryota; Metazoa; Echinodermata; Echinoidea; Temnopleuroida; Toxopneustidae. The record is from RefSeq and is a predicted model, not a curated record. The transcript is spliced from 9 exons.